UGAGGGAGGAGGAGGGACGCUCACUCAACCAACCUGCAAGUCGGUCCUCGCUCGGCUGCUUUGGCGUGGAGCUCGAGAAGCUUUCCUUUCAGGAGAACAUUGCGGAUCUUUCUCCGACGUUUCCCGAACUUGAGGCACUUAAGCAGCAAGGGGUAGGGGGCCGCCGAAGUGUAGGGAAACUUCUCCCCGGGGCCGGCCGUCGAUCGUGAGACUUGCUCGGAUGGAGCCACAGCGGCGCGCUUGACGUUCAAGUGGCAACAAGCUCGGAAGGCGAGCGAACAAUCCGGCCCGUCAAAUUCAGGUUUUGGCACCGCCUCAUCCUUUAGUUUUUUUUGUUGUUGCUGGUGGCUUUGGAGGUCGCAGUCCAGUUCAGUCCAGGGGACCCCCACUCUUUCUCUGUUUUUUUUUUUUUUUUUUUUGAAGCCCCUCAAGUGGGAUUUGCGCAAAUUGCAUGCUCGCUCUUUGUGCGUGGUUCUAACAGAGAAGACCCCCUACCCCCCCCCCCCCCACCCCCCACUCCCCUCCGGGAGACGAGGUGCCAUGGCGCAGCUGUGUGCGGGAAUUUCCGUGCUCCUCUUGGCGCUGCACGUCCAAGGGAAUGAUGCAUCACAAAGCACGGGCCUUGGUGGAGGUCAGAUGGUCCAGAUGGAUUCGAGCAAGUCGGGCUUUGUGGGCUCCCAGGUGGAGCUGCGCUGCAUUUUCAUCAACAGCAACCCGCCGGUGAAGAUCUCGCAGGUGACCUGGCAGAAGCUGCUCAACGGCACCAAGCAGAACGUGGCCAUCGCCAACCCGGCCCUGGGCGUUUCCGUGCUAGCGCCCUUCAAGGAACGCGUCAGCUUCAAGCAAGCGGCCGUGCGCCACCGCACGCCCUCGCUGGAGGACACCACCAUCGUCUUCUCCAACCUGCAGCUGUACGACGAGGCGGCGUACAUCUGCGAGUACACCACCUUCCCGGCGGGCAACCGCGAGAAUAUGGUCAACCUCACCGUCUUUGCUCGCCCCAUGACUCGCAUGACCUUGACCACGCCCACCAUCGUGGCCCGCUCUCAGCGCCGCAAGAUGACGGUGGCCACGUGCAUGUCGGCCAACGGCAAGCCGCCCAGCGUGAUCAGGUGGGACACCAGGCUAAAGGGCGAGGCCACCUUCCAGGAGACGCGCAACCAGAACGGAACGGUGACGGUGCGCAGCAACUACGUGAUCGUGCCCGGCCGGGAGACGCACAAGCAGAAACUGACGUGCAUCGUCACGUACCGCAACGAGAGGUUCGCCGACAGCGUGGUGCUCAAUGUGCAGUACGAACCCGAGGUAAAGAUCGAAGGCUUCGACGCCAACUGGUACCUGAACCGCCAGAACGUGCAGCUGACCUGCCGGGCAGACGCCAACCCCCCUGUCACCAUCUACCAGUGGAAACUUCUGAAUGGCUCGCUGCCGAGCAAUGUUGAGAUCAAGAACAACAGCCUGUUCUUCAAGGGCCCCGUCACCUACGACCUGGCCGGCACGUACGUGUGCGACGCCACCAACGGCAUCGGCACGCGCACCGGGAUCGUGGACGUCAACAUCACAGAAAAACCGAUGGCGCAGGGCCCCCCGGGCGGCGUUAUCGGGAUCCUCGGAGGCGUCGUGGCCAUCGGCCUCAUCAUCGGCGUGGCCGUCACCGUGGUCAUGGUCCACCGGCGCCAGCAGAAGACCCGCACGGAGACAGAUAAUGACCUCAUCGCCGUUGCGGCUGUUACUGACAGUUGCGUGACACAGGCUGCAGAGAAGCCAGAGUCCGCCACAAGGACCGACCUCCCGCCGGCCCACAAGCCCGCCCCGCCGCCGCCCAAGAAGAAGAACAGCGACAUGAAGGGACACUUGACAUCCGAUGACAUCCAGGUGGUCCAUCUGGACAAAGACGACGAGAUGCAGAAGCUUCCUCUCCAGCCGCCUUAUUACGACAUGGCGCCCUCCGAGUCGACCCCCUUCACCGAUAAGCCGGACACCGGGAACCAUCCGGAUGAGCCGUUGAACCCGACCGAGUACAUGAGCCACCAGCGCGACGUGGAGCACCCGCCCGAGUGUCAGCCCGCGGCUCCCCCGACCCACCCGCCCGUCACCUUCCUGCCGCAGCACCCUUACGCCCAGCCGCCCUCCAACGAGCCCAUGUACUCCAACACCGGCUUCUCCGCCCCCACCGCCCCGCGAGCGCCCUUCCCCAAGGAGCAAUCCGUGUGACGCCCCCUGCCCCAAACACGACGCACCUCGUAACCCCCUGACCCCGACCCCGUCCUGCUCGUCGUCACCUUUUCGUAAUCGACUUUGCAUUCCCCCCCAAUUGAAUUGCUCGCUUGCUUCCCCCUGAUUGUCGACUAAAUUCAUCUUUAAAAAUCACGGGAAAAAAGUCGUGAAAUAAUUAAUAUAUUCCUUAAUUUAAGCAAAAUCAUCUGACAAUAGAACAGGACAUUUUUGACUUGGUAAGAUUUCUUAAAACAAGUAAUCAUAGUUAGCCCCCCAAAAAAAAUUACAAAAAAAAAACCACCUGAUACUUACACCUGGUAUUUCUUAUUUUAAGCGAAAUUUACUCAUAACCUGUAAUAAAAACUCAAUGACUUAUAUUUCCAACUGGGGGGAAAUGUGCUUAAAGGAAGUUAAAUGGUCGUAUACACGAAAUCCCUGGUAAGAAAAAAUAUCUUAGCAGACAAAGAACAAACAUAUUUUGCCUUGAAUUUUGAUAUUUCAUCUUGGUUAGAUUUACCUUCUCCCUUCCUGAAACGUAACGAAAUGAGGAAUAUAUUACUUCAUUUAUGGAAAAUGAUCUUCCGAUAGAACAAGUAAACAUAGCUCGGGGGAAAAAAAGGUCGUAAAACUAGUGUAUUUAUACUCGCAGCCUCUAAUUUGUAGAUCUAUACUACUAUAAGGAAAAUAUUUAAGAAUUGUUUUUGGACAGGUGAGAAAAUGUGCGUCAAUGGAGCACUUGCUAGCCCUCAUCACCCAAUUCUUGUUUCGAGCUAGGCUCACUCAUAACCAGUCAUCAAAUCUGAAAUGUAAUGAGAGUUUGAAGGAAAACAGUGCUCGGAGCAAGGGAAAUUCUUUUACACAAAAAAGAGGAACGAUAUUGGUAAACAAACAACAACAGGUAUUUUCCCUUGAUUUUGGGAUAUUUAAUCUCGGUUCAAUUUGAGUUAUUGCAGCGACAGUGUACGUUUUCUGCCGUGAAAAGUUCCGAUAAAUACAAUCCGAUCCCCUCCAGGGCUAUUAUGUGAUGUUGAAACUUAUCAUCGCUUCGCUUUUUUCCCCCUGGUUUGUUAGAAGUGAAUGUUAGCACGUUUAGUUACAAGGAAACAUACACACACACAAACGUAAACACUAAAAAAAUAAAUUAAAAAAAAGGGGCUUGCAAUGCGAGAGUCUCCUUUUGAAUUUCUCUAGUUCCAUCAGUGCAAGGCAUUCUUUUUUUGUUUUUGUAAAUACAUAUUUUCUAGUAGUAGCUGAGUAACCCCAUGUAGCGUAUACCCAUUAUUUAACGCGAGGUAUACGAUCACCGAUUGGCUACGCGUGCUAUUGUCACAGCUCAUGAAGAUCUUUAGUUUUCCAGACAAUCACUCUAACCCAGUGGUUCCCAAACUCUGUUAUGGUAAGAAAAAUACAAAUAAAAAAGUCUUACAAAGUACUGAAAUAAUGAUGAGCUCAUCUCAAUUUACUCAUAAAUGACCUACUGGGCCAUUUUAGUUCUGUUGUAUGAGGGUCAUUUAAUUUGAGGGUAAUUGAAUGGAAAUGUGUCACGUUCAAGCUUAAAUAUACAAAAAAAAUCAUGUUUGCGUAGAAGCUGACGUCCAUGCAAAAUAGACAGCUCUCCUUGCCCACAUGCGAGGGCCUCACCUUAAUUGCUCCUUUUUAUUUCAUGUUUGUAACUUCAAACAUUUCUGGAAUUGUGCAACGCUAAUUGUACCUUCUGCCAUCUACUGGAAGAGCAUUGAAUUGUUUCGCUUGUAUCCGUACGUCGCUGGUAAAGAUAGAUAAACCAAGAUACAUUCAGAAAGAAUCAUUUUCAGUGAAUUUGUAUCAUUUCCGCCACCACUCCCGUUGAUCUGCCACAGAAGACCAAUGUGGCGCAGCACAGCCAAUGGGAAUCACUGCUGUAAUCAAGCAAAAUGUGGCUUGAAAAGACUGAAUGACUUUUUUUGUGAUCAGUCACUCCUCAUUUUGUUGUUAGUGACAUUUUUAGCAACAGCAUUAAACGUUGUCAUCUUGAUUUAUUUGAAGGGCAUAUUACCGACAUUUACCGGACUUCAGUGGAAUAGCAACCAUCAAAACGUACGAUCUUUAGCUUAGAUUUCGCAUUAACUGAAUUUACGGUUCCCGAUAGAACUUUCCCUUGGUGGAAAUGUCGCUUGUAUAAAAGCGACUUGUUUGCGACCACUUCAAAAAAGAAUUUUUGACAACUGUACAGAAGCACUUGCUCUCACUCGCUGUGACCAUCGGAGACCAUACAUAAGCUGAUACAACAUCACAAACGUAAAAAUACAACAUACAUAGCUCCUUUCGAAGUAGCAAAUUCGCAUCACGUUUUGCUUUUGUUUUGCUGUUGUUUUUCUCUUCUCUUUUUUUUUUUUUUGCCAUGUCCAAUGUUUAAAAAAAGUAUAUUUGUGUUUGUGCUGAUGUGAAAAAGAAAAAAAAACGCGUUGAAAGUGAUUUUUUUUGUGAGUGAUGGUUGUCGACUUCCUGCUGAGGAGCUUGUUGUUGUUAGUACCACUGAAACACAACGUUGUCUUCUAUUUGUGACACAUUAUUAUUAUUAUUAUAGCUAUGACGAUGAUGAUGAUUAUGUAUGUAUAUGUAAGUAUAAGGGUUAUUAAGUGAGUUUGCUUCAAGUGGUAUUCAUAUUUUUGUCAGAAAAAGUGUCAAAACUUUUGUUUUCCUCAUCACAUUUAGACCUCAUAACCUUUUGAAUCCAUUUCCUUUUGUGGGUUUUUUUUUUUUUUUUUGUAAGACUGUGACUUUUAUUUUUCUAAAUAUGUAUAUUUAUUUAUAGCCUGACACACCUUCCUCCUACUCCAUUUUUUUUUUGGGACAUAUUUGUGAGGAUAACACCCAAGUAGCUUCUUACUGGAAUGAUGACGUCAUGUGAAAAAGAAAAAAUUUACUGUUUUUCUUAAUUUUAUUAUCAUGUUUGCUGUAAAUAUUAACAACGUAUCUAAUGUGUGUAAAAAACAAAAAAACAAAAAAAAGUACAAAAUAAGUCAUGCAGUUUCAAAUUAAACCUCACAAAUUACCC
Molecule: messenger RNA, 5254 nt
Organism: Phyllopteryx taeniolatus (common seadragon)
Lineage: Eukaryota; Metazoa; Chordata; Actinopteri; Syngnathiformes; Syngnathidae
Gene: nectin1b
Product: nectin cell adhesion molecule 1b
Exons: 11
Coding region: 541-2214 (557 amino acids)
Biological process (GO): protein localization to cell junction; homophilic cell-cell adhesion; heterophilic cell-cell adhesion
Cellular component (GO): adherens junction
Source: RefSeq, a predicted model, not a curated record